UGUUGAUGAUCGCAUCAUUGAAGAAGAAUAAACGCUGUUGUGAUGAGUGUGUGUGCUCGGCAGGUCUAAAUGUGUGUGUGUGUUUAAAUGUGUGUGUGUUCGCUCACAUGUUGGAGACAGCCUGGCUCGGCUCGGUUCGGCUCGGCAUACAGAUGUUCCAGCUGAGGAUGUAGAAUUUUUUUUGAUUGGUGUGUCUGUGAUUUAUUGUUAUGAUUGAGUGUCUGAUUGGUGUGUGUUUGUGAUUGUUUGUAUUAUUGUUUGUUUGUAUUUGUUGUUAUUUAUAAUUUAAUCGAGCCUCUAACGAUGAGUGUGAAGGACAGCGGGGCUCUCCGGCAGCACAGCUCGGAUAAUAACUCGGUCAGCAGCAGUGACUGGGACAUGGCCAACGACGUGUUCGUGUCCGGGUUCGACGACACCCCUCCGGGAGAUGGACUCUGUGCGGCCGGGGACCCGGACAGACACCUGCCGCUGCUGAGGGGGGAUGACGGCAUGAUGCUGGGCCUGCCGGAUGACGAGUACCCGGGCUCCUCGUACCUGUCCAUCGAGCCGGACUACACUGAGAGCGACGGGACCGUGAGCACCAAGAAGCGGAUCCGGUCCAACAGCUCCCGGCACCGCGGGGACAUCGUCACGGAGCUGGGACCGGAGGAGAUCCGCUGGUUCUACAAGGAGGACCGGCGAACCUGGAAGCCUUUCGUCGGACACGACUCGUUAAAAAUCGAGCUCGUGUUCCGGAGGUUCUGUGAGCAGAACCCGGACCGAUUCAAGCAGCCGGACGACCCUGCCGAGGAGGCAGCCCAGACCGGGGAGGUCCAACCUGACAGCGGGCAGGACGGUGUCGGAGGAGCGCGGAGCUCGGGGUCAGAGGAGGUGAAGGAGUCGGAGGAGGUGAGCGUGGAGGCGGUGUGUGUCCGAGGAGGACUGUACGAAGUGGACAUCCGGGACAAAGAGUGCUACCCGGUCUACUGGAACCAACAGGACAGAAUCCCAGUGAUGAGAGGGCAGUGGUUCAUUGACGGGACGUGGCUACCCUUGGAGGAGGAUGAGAGUGACCUCAUCGAGGUCGACCACCUGGCCCGUUUCCGGGGGCAACAGAUGAGGGACACCUACGAGAUGGAGGUUGUGACGACCACGGUGGACAGCAAGGACUCCAUCCACAGUCUGAAGCUGAGCAGGAGUCAUGUGGACUGGCACAGCGUGGACGAGGUUUAUCUUUACAGCGACGCCACCACCUCCAAGAUUGCACGCACUGUCACACAGAAACUCGGCUUCUCUAAAGCCUCCAGCAGUGGGACACGUCUCCAUCGAGGAUACGUGGAGGAAGCGGCGCCUGAGGACACACCCCCUGAAACCACACAUAUCGUGUUCGUGGUGCACGGUAUUGGACAGAAAAUGGACCAGGGACGCAUCAUAAGGAACACCAGCAUGAUGAGAGACGCGGCGAGGAAGAUGGAGGAGAAACACUUCUCUGACCGCAGCACGGAGCACGUGGAGUUCCUACCGGUGGAGUGGAGGUCCAAGCUAGCUCUGGAUGGAGACACGGUGGACUCCAUCACUCCGGAUAAAGUGCGAGGGCUCAGAGACAUGUUGAACAGCAGCGCCAUGGACAUCAUGUACUACACCAGCCCGCUCUACAGAGACGAGAUCACCUGUGGUCUGACCCUGGAGUUGAACCGUCUCUACUCGCUCUUCUGUUCGAGGAAUCCAGACUUCGAGAAGAACGGGAAGGUGUCCAUCGUGUCUCACUCGCUCGGCUGUGUCAUCACCUUUGACAUCAUGACAGGCUGGGACCCGGUCCGCUUCCAUCAUCAGGAGGUUCCCGACCCCAAGGAAACCGAGGCCCGCUGGCCAAGCGAGCAGGAGCGCCUCCUGCAGGAGGAGCUGAGACUCACACACCUGAGGCUGAGGGACCUGGAGGAUCAGUUUGAGGGUCUGCAGACGUCCUCCUGCGUCUCUGUUCCAGCUCUGAAGUUUAAGGUGGAGAACUUCUUCUGUAUGGGUUCUCCUCUGGCCGUGUUCCUCGCUCUGAGAGGGAUCAGACCGGGAAAUCAUGGCGUGCAAGACCACAUCCUGCCUACAACCAUCUGCAGACGACUCUUCAACAUCUUCCACCCCACAGACCCUGUGGCGUACAGACUGGAGCCUCUGAUCUUAAAGCACUACAGUAACAUUGCUCCUGUUCAGAUACACUGGUAUAACACCACCAGUCCCACUCGGUAUGAUCAGAUCAAACCCACCAUGCUCAACCUGCCCAAGGAGACCGCCUCUGUGUCCGACUCUGAGAGCAUCCCCAGCCCCUGCACCUCCCCCCCUCAGGCCCGACGCCACUACGGAGAGUCCAUCACCAGUUUGGGCAAAGCCAGCAUAAUGGGUGCUGCGAGUAUUGGAAAGGGAAUUGGAGGAAUCCUGUUUUCACGCUUCUCCCGCUCCAGCGGCCAGGUGGGUGGGGUGGAAGAGGAGCCUUCUGAUUGUGAGGGCGGAGCCUCUGAGGUGGAAAACGUGGCAACAGGAGAGGAAGGCGCUGUGAUGGCAGAGAGUGAAGUGAAAGACAAACAGCUGGAGGAGGAGAGGACGGAGGUGGAGCCUGCCAUGUCCCAGUCCACCUCAGUCGUCAUGGACAGCUCCUCAUUGGAGCUGGAGAGACGCAUCGACUUUGAGCUGAGGGAGGGAAUGGUGGAGAGCCGCUAUUGGUCAGCAGUGACCUCACACACAGCCUAUUGGUGCUCCUACGAUGUAGCUCUGUUCCUGCUCACCUUCAUGUACAGACCACAGGAACAUCCUGAACCUGCACAGGACAGCCCAGACACCUUGUAAGAACGAGAGACUCAUCAGAGCAAGAAGAGACAAGACAACAACAUCACAACAACAAG
Messenger RNA from Labrus bergylta (ballan wrasse), 2870 nucleotides. It is a transcript of the gene ddhd1b, whose product is annotated as DDHD domain containing 1b. The record is from RefSeq and is a predicted model, not a curated record. NCBI's taxonomy places the organism in Eukaryota, Metazoa, Chordata, Actinopteri, Labriformes, Labridae. Gene Ontology annotation, cellular component: cytoplasm. Gene Ontology annotation, molecular function: metal ion binding; glycerophospholipase activity.